Messenger RNA from Rhodofomes roseus, 3636 nucleotides. RefSeq lists its product as uncharacterized. The record is from RefSeq and is a predicted model, not a curated record. The transcript has 4 exons. The coding region runs from base 1 to 3636 and encodes 1211 amino acids. Lineage: Eukaryota; Fungi; Basidiomycota; Agaricomycetes; Polyporales; Fomitopsidaceae.
AUGGAGAAACAGGGUCGACUGGAGGCAAUGAACGCCUCGCCUAACCACUCUAAAGUGAAGGUCUCCCUGAAACUUCCGGACAGUACCUUCGUCGCUGGUGGUGUGGUCACCGGCAAGAUGGAGAUGGAGUGCAAAUCCGACCGUGGUCUGGGUAUCGGGGUGAUCAUGGUAGAGUUAUUCGCAGUAGAGGAAUUGACAUCGCGGGAUCAUUCUGCGACCUCAACAUUCUUGCAUACCAGACGCCUCUUCCAGGGUCAAGGACUUCCGCCGUCCAAUUCCGUCCAUCCUUAUCCCAACCCAGGCGAUCCUCCCCUCCCUUCUCAUUACUACCAUGCGCGUCGUGGUAUCACUACCUUCUUAUUCCGUUUGCCGCUGCCCUCGUCAUCGCCGUCAGCGAUCAGCUUUGGUUCCGGACUUGCGCACGUCAGGUACGAAGUUCGGGCCACCGUCGGGGUGUUUUGGAAGGGCGAGAACCGCCUCGUCUUUGACAAGAAGCCCGUGGAUGUAGUAGAGAGCUUUGAUGAAGAGCUUCUCCGCGGCGAGCCGGAGGCGGUGGUUGUCGGAGAGAAUGGUAAGAUUUGGGCUCAAGGCAAAGUGGUCGGCGGCUUCAUGGUGGCGGGGCAAGCCGGUUGCGUUGAGCUGCAGGUCAAGAAUCAUUCUUCCAAGAAGAAUACCGGACUCUCCGUAUCAUUGAUGAGGGAUCUUGUCUUGCCUAGCCAACCUCCGAACCAGAAACAACCUCUGCAGAUCUCGGAUACGCUGACAUCAGUGUCCUUCCGCGGGCCGGAAUACAUCAUCCCACCAGGUGCUGAGGGCGUAGCUACCCUAGUAUUCGAUCUUCCUAGGAAUGCCAGGGGUAUCAAGGGAGGACGGCGACAAGGCGACGAAGAAGUCAAUCGAAUGGCAGAUGCACUUUUUGAGGUUCGCUGUUCGGUCAGCAUCAAGCUGACCAUGGGGAUAGGCAGCAAAGACAUCACGCUGAGUAUCCCUGUAACCGUCCUGGACCCAAUCGCAGUACCUGUUCUUCCAGCACCAGAGCCGUACUUGGCCCACUCACCGCCUCCACAAGCAUAUGCCGCGCCCGUGCUCGACCCUCACUACACCUCCGCGAUGUCCCCUCCGCCUUUCAUGGACCGCCCUCUCAGCCCAUACUCCCUUUACGCCCCUCCGAUGUCUCCUCCGUCGAUGCCCUACAUAGACCAAGGCCAAGUCUGGCUGCCUCCUCCGGUUCACAGUCCCUAUUACUACGCAUCACCUGUCGCACCCAUGUCUCCACCACUAUCACCUCCGAUACCCCAGCAGUAUUAUUAUCAGCAUCCACCGCAGGUGCCGCAGUCCCUUGGUGCACCAUAUGAGCCUCCGCCACGACCUUCAAGUGCCGAACCGAUACCCUCGGAGUCCUUCCAUGGCCUGCCGUCUGGUUUGCCCCUGGUUCCCGUGCAGCAGCCACUGCUACCACUUCCCACUGGCAACCACCCACAACCUGUGGCAGAGCGCGAAGAGGGCAAAGGCGAGCGUGCUUCGCGCAUCGCCUUGCAUCUCCGCAUGUCCUCGCGGAACCGCUCCGCCUCGCCACCAGCGCACAGGUACGCCAUGCCCACCACGUCCGAAGCGCACGCCUCUGCUGCCCUGCUCUCGCCGACCGACCCCGUACCCAUCCCAUCAAGUGUCUCCCACGCGUCUCCAGCACAUAGCCCAACCUCAUCGCCCCGUACCCCGCAACGCCGUCCGCAAACGAUAAAUCUGACAGUGUCACCCGCGCACUCCCAAGGCGUAGUGUCUCCCCGACCGAUGCUCUCGCCGAAGCACUCCUUCUCGAUUGAUCCGUUCACCACGGCGACGCCGGUCGAGCAGCUCGAGCGCAUCGCCGCGCAAGUCGACAGCGAAAACGCGGACAUGUCUGGGCCUGGCGGCAGUCCGACCAUGGACAAGCGGGACAAGACGCUCCCUCGCGUACCUCAGGAUACACUGAGGGCAUAUCCAAGCCCUGUGCGCCAGAAGGUGGACACGCUCUUCCCACCUGAUGUAGCAGCUGCCGACGACACUCCCCCUACACCGACGUUGGCCGCUGUCAUGUCUCUCAGAACGCCCAGGAAUAAUCUCGGCGUCAGCGGCGGAUUGAGUGGUUUGGAUGCACUGGAGGCCAAGCUCCUGGCGGAGGUCGGUACGCGCAAGUUGGAGAGAUCGGAGCGGCCUCCGGAUGUACGCUCGGUCAUGCCCAUUACUAUCCCGCGCCCCGCAGAGGUUGACCCCGCCAACGACUCCGCGAUCUCAAGUCUUACGCUGCCGGGUCUAGACGCCGAGGUGAAGACUCUACAUGUAGGACAGAGCCUCGAGCCCCCUCAUGACCCCGACCUCGACGACGACGACGACCGAGCCUUGACAGAGCGCAGGGUGAGCCGUAAGAGCAAAGAGAACGUGAAGUCCAGCUCUUCGACCGGGACGCGCAAGUCGAAGGACAAGAACAAGGAUAAGGAGAGGCGGAGUGGGAAGCGCAGCGGAGGCAAUGGGGCCGCAGGCAAGGACGAGGACGUUCAUCGCAUGCGGAAGACUGCGCAAGGCAGAGUCACUGCGUGGCUAGGAAGCAUCGAGCCGGAAGUCCCCCCGCAGUCGGGCACGCCGCCCCCUCUCAGCCCAGCGCCUGUAGCUGACUUAUCGGACGUCGUCCGCGAGGACGCCCAAGGGAGAGUAGCUGCGUGGCUGGGGAGCAUGCGGAAGGAUGAUCCAUCGCAGUCGAGCAAGCCUCCUGCUAGCCCCAAACUCCCCGCGCGCGAUGACCAGGCUGCCGAACUGGACGAGCGCAAAGAUGACGUGCCUAAGCCCAGUGCCGAUGCGUCACAGGGCACGCCACAGACUGAGACACCUCGUGACAUCUCUGCAGCCCCGAACCCUCGUUCAUCAGGAUUCAUGCCAAUGGGAACCUACCGUGCACAGAAACAACAGAGACGCGAGGCUGCUGAGGCCGCCCAUGCCGAGCAUGCACGAGCUUUGAAAUCACCUGUCUCUCCCCGUCUAGCUAUCUAUCCCCCCCGGCCGCAAGAUUCUGAGGUGCGCUACGACAUUCGUUCAGCUCGUGGAGGCAAGGGAGGCAAGGUCACUGCGGUAGCCGCCAUCUGGGCGUCUGCAACCCAGCAACAAGGCAAGGUCGAUCCGCCGAAGCCAACCAGUCCUCCCAGGGACAUAGCACGUCUGAAGGACAUUCCGCUGGUCAAGAACGCAGCUAGCAGACCGAUGCCUCAAGGGGUGACGAGGCCGUUGCGUAGCCAGCCCGCGAAGACUACUAAGGCUGGUGUAUCCUUCGCUGGCAUCACGUCCGACCCAAAGCCGGUCUCCGUAGCGGACCUGACCGCUAGACGUGCUAGGAUGAUCAAGUCAACCUCUGUCCCUGCGGUCGUAUCCUCCUCCCUCGCGACACCCAUGCUUUCAUCCACUGCGUCACUUUCUCGACCCGCACCAGCUCUCAUGGAUAGAAACAAAGCUAACAAGCUGAACACUGCUCGCCUUGCGCAGGUGGAGACAUCACUGCCGACCUUGAAGGAGGACCCGACCAAGCCUCCUGUCGCGAAAGGCGAUCUCGCAUUUGGACAAGCACGACUCCGGGAACUCAUUAAACGAUAUCAGGGACAGAAGCCAUGA